This is a messenger RNA of Hymenoscyphus albidus, 2397 nucleotides long. The record is from the annotation of a GenBank genome assembly. Lineage: Eukaryota; Fungi; Ascomycota; Leotiomycetes; Helotiales; Helotiaceae.
CAGUACAGUACGUGCUGGGUGGAGCUGGACACCCGACGGCACUCGGGAAGUCACCUCGGCUGAAGUUGAUUGCUUUCCAACCCUCAAGCUUCCCCACGUUCAGGUCUUGUACCUUUUAUUUGGCGGCAACUACGAGUACGCAUACGCAUACGUAUACCUAAACAAGUACAGGUUUUUCUGCACUGUACAACAGUCGACAUCAUUCCUUGUAUCUAGAGAAAAGCCUUGGUAUUUUCAGCAUCUCCCAUAGCCUCAUCCGCGGUGUGGCAACUGCGAUUUAUUUGCCCACAAUACUGGUACCGACAACGCAACAACCCAUCUCCCACUAGGCCACCCGCGUAUACAAAGCAGGACGAUCAUGUCUUUCCUAGGGGGUGCCGAGUGCUCGACAGCUGGAAAUCCUCUCAGUCAGUUUACCAAGCAUACACAAGAUGAUAAGAGUCUACAGAGAGAUCGGCUGGUUGGGAGGGGACCAGGACCGAGUAUGCAGGGCAUGCGAAGUACGAAUGGAAUGAAUAUGGCUGGAAGUCAGGAUAAUGUGAGUGGCAGUGGUUGCUAGUUUUCUCCUGGGCCCCUUUCAGGUAUGCCAGAGGUACAAUAAGUACUGAUACAACCUCGCAGAUGAUGAACGAGUUCAUACAACAAAAUGGUCAAAUGCCCGAAGCCUUCGCCAUGCAGCACGAUUUACACCAAAAUCCACUCAUGCGUGCGGGCUCAGCUUCACCGGGUAUAGGGAACUGGGCACAGGAGUUCACGCCGGGGAUGGAGGACCAGGCACGAAUGGAAGCUGCUUUUCAAGCUCCAAAGGGGGCCGCCUUUAGCAAGGCAGAUUUCGCAAGAUUUCAACAGAUGGGCAAGGGAGCUGCUGCGAGAACAGCAAGUCCAUUAUCACAACAAAACCAAGGCUUUCAAAGACCCAUGGGAAUGGGAAUGGGUGGAAUGGGUAUGAUGAAUGGCAUGGGUGGUAUGGGUAUGGGAAUGGGUAUGGGUAUGAUGAAUAGGACGCAGUUUCAAGGCCCCCAGGACCUGCAACAACAAGACAAGGGAAAAGGGAAGAUGAUAGAGUUGGAUGAUGAGCACUGGGAGGAGCAGUUCAAGCAGAUUGAUCUUCAAGGUCAAGAACUAGACGAGAGUAUGGCUGGCGAAGCAGAGUUGGAUCAAAUGGAUAGGUCAGUCCUCGAAUCUGAAACCAAUGAAUUUGGUGAUUUUGAGUCUAUCUGGAAAGGUAUACAAGCUGAACAAGCGGCCGCUAGGGAAAUGGUUGCCGAAGAAGAACUCGCCAAUGGAAUCUGGGGACAUAUGGGCGGCGAAGGCGACCACUGGGAUGAUUUCGACGGUCUACGAACUCAUUCCGCACCAUUCCGAGACCCCCACCUGGGAGACUACCUAUUCGAGGAGGAGAAUCCUUUCAAGGAGCUUGCGAAUCCUUUUGAGGAAGGUGUGCGGAUAAUGCACGAGGGAGGAAACCUCUCACUGGCAGCACUAGCAUUCGAAGCUGCAGUACAAAAAGACUCGCAACAUCUCGAUGCGUGGGUACUUCUUGGAUCAGCACAAGCACAAAAUGAAAAGGAGAGUCCGGCCAUUCGGGCUUUGGAGCAAGCAAUGAAUGUGGACCCAAAUAAUCUUACGGCACUAAUGGCGCUGGCCGUCAGUUACACUAACGAGGGUUAUGAUAGUACUGCCUACCGGACCCUAGAACGUUGGCUAUCAAUCAAAUACCCGUCCAUCAUCUCUCCGUCAGACCUUUCAUCGGAUGCAGAAGUGGGUUUUACAGACCGACAUCUGCUACAUGAAAAGGUUACCGAACACUUCAUUCGUGCAGCACAACUAUCACCAGAUGGCGAACAUAUGGACCCAGAUGUUCAAGUUGGUCUUGGUGUCUUAUUUUAUGGUGCUGAAGAGUAUGAUAAAGCCGUGGACUGUUUCUCAGCUGCUUUGGCAAGUACGGAGUCUGGCACCACCAACCAAAGAGAACAAGUCCACCUUCUCUGGAACCGUCUAGGCGCCACACUCGCCAAUUCAGGCCGUUCAGAAGAAGCCAUCGCUGCCUACGAGAAAGCACUUACUCUCCGAACCAAUUUCGUUCGAGCCCGAUACAAUCUUGGUGUUUCUUGUAUUAAUAUUGGAUGCUACGAAGAAGCGGCUUCUCAUCUCCUCGGUGCGUUAGCUAUGCAUAAGGUUGUUGAGAAAGAGGGCCGCGAGAAGGCGAGGGAUUUGCUGGAUGGGAAUGGGAAUAUUAGUGAGGCGGAUCUGGAGAAGAUGGUUACGCAGAAUCAGAGUACCAAUCUUUAUGAUACUUUGAGGAGGGUAUUUAGUCAGAUGGGACGAAGGGAUUUGGCGGAGCGCGUGGUGGUGGGGAUGGAUGUCGAGAGUUUUAGGGGUGAUUUUGAUUUUUAG